Eimeria tenella is the source of this 1032-nucleotide messenger RNA. RefSeq lists its product as uncharacterized. The transcript has 5 exons. The record is from RefSeq and is a predicted model, not a curated record. The coding region runs from base 1 to 1032 and encodes 343 amino acids. NCBI's taxonomy places the organism in Eukaryota, Apicomplexa, Conoidasida, Eucoccidiorida, Eimeriidae.
AUGGGGCGCCUUCGCUGGAAAAACCGCCUCUGCAGCUCAAGAGCUGUGGCGCUUAUUACUGCUGCAGCAGCACAAACGGAAGCUCUGCUGCAGCGAGAGGUAUCUUCAGAGGCAGAGGCCAAGCGUAUUCUGCAGGACUUCGACGCCCCACACGUUCCGUCGAUGAUAAAUGACCUGCUUUCGAAAUAUUGCACAGCCGUCUGUGUCUCCCCCAAUUCAGAAGAGGGAGCUUGCUUCAGAGGGAUGGAAGCGGCGCAGGUGGAAGUAGCAGGGCAGGUUUAUAACAUUGCGCUGCUGCUGAGGCCCUCACAAGGAGAGCAGCAGCAGCAACAGCAGCAGCAACCGCAGCCGCGGCAGCAACAGGAGCAGCUGCAGCAGCAAAAACUGCAGCAGAAGCAGCAGCAGAAGCAGCAGCAGCAGCAGAAGCAGCAACUUCAACAAAAGCAGCUUUUGCAGCAGCAGCAGCAGCAGCAGCAGCUACUGCUGCAACAGCAGCAGCAGCAGCGACAGCAGCACCUGCAGCAGCAGCUGCUGCUGCAGCAGCAACCGCUGCAGCCAGUAGUUACUGCGCAUCCUCGGCAGCAGCCGCUAAUGGCUGCGCCGGCACCUUCACCGCAGCAGCAGCAGCAGCAGCAGCAGCAGCUGCUGCAGCAGCAGCAACGGGAAAGUCCUGUUGCGCUGCAUCCCCACAGCCCUGUGCCCCACGCGCACUUAAUGCAGCAGCGUUUGCUGCAGCAGCAGCAGUUCAUGCAGCAGCAGCAGCAGCAGCAGCACCAGUUACUGCAGCAGCAGCAGCAUCCGCAGCUAAUUCCGCCGCAGCAGCACGCACAGCAGCCGCAGCAGCAGCAAAUGCAUGCCCACUGGCUCCAGCAGCAGCGUGCACUGCAGCAGCCUUCCCCGCAGCAGCAGCAGCAACCCCCGCAGCCCCCGCAGCAAGAGCAGCAGCCGCAGCAGCAGCAGCAGCAGCAGCAGCAGCUUGGUGCUCCCCAAGAGAGAGAUGAUGAGCCGCUUUAUGUGCUGAUGGAAGACUAA